Messenger RNA from Lampris incognitus (smalleye Pacific opah), 2167 nucleotides. It is a transcript of the gene fbxl5, whose product is annotated as F-box and leucine-rich repeat protein 5. The record is from RefSeq and is a predicted model, not a curated record. Gene Ontology annotation, biological process: intracellular iron ion homeostasis. The coding region runs from base 11 to 2107 and encodes 698 amino acids. NCBI's taxonomy places the organism in Eukaryota, Metazoa, Chordata, Actinopteri, Lampriformes, Lampridae. Gene Ontology annotation, molecular function: protein binding. The transcript is spliced from 11 exons.
GGUUCAAUGUAUGAAGAUGGCUCCUUUUCCAGAUGAAGUGGAUGUUUUUACUGGCCCACACUGGCGAAUGAAGCAGUUGGUGGGCCUAUACUGCGAUAAGCUAUCGAAGACCAAUUUCUCCAACAACAAUGAUUUUCGCUCAUUUCUUCAGUCACUGUGUGCCACCUUCAAAGAGUUCAAGAUGCAUGAGCAGAUUGAGAAUGAGUACAUUAUUGGGCUGUUGCAGCAGCGCAGCUGCACUGUCUACAAUGUGCACUCUGACAACAAACUCUCAGAAAUGCUGUCCCUUUUUGAGAAGGGACUCCAUAAUGUCAAGAGUGAAUAUGAGCAACUUAAUUAUGCCCAGCAACUGAAGGAGAGGCUUGAGGCUUUCACACAGGACUUUCUUCCCCACAUGAGGGAAGAGGAAGAGGUGUUUCAGCCCAUGCUGAUGCAAUACUUUACCUAUGAGGAACUCAAGGACAUCAAGAAACAGGUGAUAGCACAGCACUGCAGCCAACAGCAAUGGGACUGCGCCGCUGAAGUGCUGAAGGGACUCAGCUUAUGGAGCCAGGCAGAGGAGCUGCAGAAAGUCCUCAAAUAUGCUGAUCACGAGAAGUCGGAUGAUGAACUGGAGCAGAAGGGGUUUCCCUUGACCCACAUCUCCUGGCUUCCCACAGAGCUCAUGCUGAGGCUGUUCCAGUACUUGGGCCCUGAAGAUUUAUGUCGCUGUAGUCAAGUAUGCACCACCUGGUCAGAGCUGGCCAAGACUGGAACUCUGUGGAAGCACCUCUACCCUGUACGCUGGGCCAGAGGGGAUUACUAUCAUGGUCCUCCUGGUGACCUUGACCAGGAGCCAGAUGAGGAGUGGGUGAGAAAUCGUGAGGAUGAAGGGCGGGCCUACCAGGAUUGGGAUGAGGAUGCGGAUGUGGAUGAAUCUGAUUUGUCUUUGCAUAUGGAGGGCUCCCUGGCAAUUAGCACUGCUCAGAGGGAGAAAAAGCUUCUGAAUGGGAUGAUUCAGAACCUUCUGCCAGCUGUGGGCUCUUCUGUCAAGUCUAUUGUUCUGGCCUACAGUUCUACCGUCUCCAGCAAGAUGGUACGUCAGAUUCUCAGUCUCUGCCCUAAUAUCACUCACUUGGAUUUGACCCAGACUGAUGUUACAGACUUUGCAUUUGACAGUUGGUCUUCUCUGGGGGCUUGUCUCUUUUUGGAGCACCUUGACUUGUCAGGGUGCGAGAAGAUUACUGACCACACCUUGAAGAAAUUGUCUGUUGGGCUAGGGGAUCUGAUGUCUUCACAUGAGAAAGGCUUCGGCCGACGAGUCGCCAGGCUCCUCAAGAGUCCGGUCCCCAUUUGUUUUCUGGAUGAGAGUGACCUACGUCCCCCUUGGCGGAAGCGGCAGGCAAUUGUUUUCAAGCACAGGGUCAGCCGUAGGGACACUGUCUGCACUCCCACCCAAGUGUGGGUCUUGGACACCUCAGACCUUGCUGAUAUUGAGGAUGCAGCAGAUUGGAGCCGUCGUAGUGGUGCGUCUACCUCUGAGGGGAAGAGCAUUGUAGAGACCCAGCUUGUGGGAGGCUCUUGCUGCUGCAGGAGGAGCAGGAGGCGGGGGCACAGGACUGGCUUUAAUGCCUCCUAUUUUCAUCAGCAGUAUGCCAUGUCAGGGGAGAUACUUUGUCACUCCACCUGCUGCACUGGCAACAUGGCCCUCAGGACUUUAACGGGGCUGCAGUGUGAGUCAGGCACCAUCAGGUGCAGCAAUUCAGACUUUCGGACUAUAUGCUCCUUUGGGGGCCUGCCAUGUAAAGAGCAGGAAAACAGGACUUGCCCAUCAGAGGCUAAAUGCUCACUGAGAUUUCUCAGUCUCUCGGGAUGCUACCAAGUCACUGAUCUGGGCUUGAGGGCUCUGUCUCAGCUUGGGGGGCUUCCCCUCUUGGAACAUCUCAACUUGUCUGGUUGCCUCUUCAUUACUGAGGUGGGGCUGCAGGAGCUGGUGUCUGCCUGUCCCGCCCUCAAUGAUGAGCACUUCUAUUACUGCGACAACAUCAAUGGCCCGCAUGCGGACACGGCCAGUGGCUGCCAGAACCUGCAGUGUGGCUUCAGGGCCUGCUGUCGCUCCGGAGAGUGAACUUGCUCAGUGUCCCUCUCCCAUCUUGUCAUGUCUUUUUGUAUUGCACUUUAAACUGGG